CUUUGCUACCAACAGCCACCCAGCGGCGCAGUUUUUGCUGUUAGUAGCUAUUCAAUGAGCAGCUUGUGAAGUCCUCUGGUGUGAUAAUUGCCUUUAUGGUUAAUACUGCUGAUGACUGUAGUUUCUAACUAAAUGCCAGGUGAAGUGCCAUUGACGGGAGUGCGGAGAGGAAUGGGACAAAGAGCGCUUGCAAGGAAUUGUUCUAUUUAUGCUGUUAUUACUGUUAUGAAGUAUAUAUUAGAUUGCAUAUAUUAGAUUGCUAUCGGUGGGGUACGUACGGUUGCUCGGGAGCUUGCGCGGUACCUUUUUCAAGGCCGAUUCUACCCACAAACUACUAAUUUGUGGUGCUUGUGCUGAUUGUGACAGAAACAAUAACAAGAAAUGUCCUAAAUUUCUGUGUAUAUGUAUGUAUAUGUGUACACUACUGUGUACCCGGCUAGCUGAGGCUCAAUGAACCACAGAAACAGGCUCUAACACAGCGACCGUCGAGUGUGAACCUCAUCAGCGAUAUGAUCGUCUCAUACCGUGAAACACCGAGACGCAAGAAACAAUGAGUAGACAAGGCGGGAAAAAAAAGGUCAACUUUGGCUUGCCAAAAUUAACUAUUGUCGAGACUCCUCCUGCUGAAGAGGCUAUCGCUCCUCCAAAUCUUGAUUCAGUAGCACGAAUCCGACUCAAGGAUGGCGAGGAGGUUACAGUUGAAGCAGAUGAGCUUGAGGCUGUUCGAGAGCUUGGUAGAGGAGCUUACGGAGUCGUCGAGCAGAUGAGACAUCGACCUACCGGAACCAACAUGGCUGUUAAGCGGAUCACUUACACCUUUGAUGAAGCUGAAAAACGAGGUGCGUUGAUGGACUUAAGCGUGAACAUGAAAGCGCGGUCCCCAUUUACAGUUCACUUCUACGGGGCAUUUUUUCGUGACGGCGACAUCUGGAUUUGUAUGGAGGUUAUGGAUACUUCGCUGGACAAAUUUUACCGUGCUGCCUUUGAGCACCGAAAAGGCAUACCGGAACCCGUAUUAGGGCGAAUCGCCUAUAAUAUUGUUGCGGCCCUUGAUUACCUUAAGAGCACAUGGAAUAUAAUGCACAGGGACGUGAAACCGUCAAAUGUUUUGAUUAACAAGCAAGGCGAUGUCAAGUUGUGUGAUUUCGGUAUUUCUGGGCAGAUGGUUGACUCCGUUGCUGGGACAAAUCUUGGCUGUAAACCAUACAUGCCGCCUGAACGUAUUCAAGCAGAGAUUGGCGCGAAGUACGACGUUCGUUCUGAUGUUUGGAGCUUCGGAAUAACUAUGGUGGAGCUGUCCAUUGGGCGAUUUCCAUACACUGCAACGCGAAACGUGUUUGAACAGCUAAAGCAAGUUGUACAGAACGACCCCCCUCGUCUGCCCGAAGGACAGUUUUCACCACAGUACGAGGAAUUCAUAGCGCUGUGUUUGCAGAAGGAUCGCGAUAAUCGACCUCGCUAUCCAGCCCUACUCGAAACCGAGUUCCUCAAGAUUAACAAAAAUAAUGAUAUUUCCGAUUUUGCCAAUACGGUAAUUUGCCUUAUGGGCUGAAAACUGCUUAUGUAAUAUUUGGCGGUGAUACAUUAGAAGACAGAAGUAAAUUUAAGAAACGCGUCACCAGAUUUCCGCGAGAUCUAGCUUUACGAACAAGGCUUUGCCAUCAUGAAUGGUCCUUUAAGCAAAGCAGGCAAGACUACAGUGUAAUAGACGAGCGUACAGCCCAUGAAGAAUCAAGGAACAUCAUUUCCACCGCUGACCCCUUACAUUAAAACGACAAUCAACAAAUCGGACUUCGGAGGGUCACACAACGUCAGACUUAGUUACUCAACUAAUUAAAUUAGUAGCUCUCGGCACCAGGGGAGGCAAUAGAGAAAUACGUAGACGUUAUAGAGCAGAGAAAGGGACAACGGGCAUCCCUAAGUCAGCUAAAAAGCACGCGGAGUAACUUUACCCAGAGCUAAAAAAGUUGAAGUGGCUUAAUAUGGACAUUAGACUAUUCUAUUUGGUGCGAUGAGCAUGCAGAGUAUGGUACAAGCGGGUCGACACCUAAUGAAUGAUCACCAGGUAUGAGCACUAACAUCGUACCAACCCAAUGAUCGGUACGAAUCGCACAAGUCUGCCGGUGGAUACUGUAAGUAGUUACGUGUUCCGAAUAAGCAUCGAGAAGAAUAUCCUUGCAUCAUUCGGGGCUGCUUGGAGCAAGCGUUGCGUACGCUAAAAGCAUUGUCUAGGUGAAAUGAUUUUAUGAGAUGAUCAGUAAACGUGCGUUGCUUAUCCCUACAACUUCCAGUAAUUAUAGCACUUGAAAGAUAUCUCUGUCUACCUUUUUGAGGUUAGCAUGGAAGCUAGUUAUUUUUCGAGGUGAAAUCUGCUAUGUAAUGCGCAGCUCAGCAACGAAAACAGGGCUGGAAUUAUUUUUAUUAUAGAAUUUUACUGGGAUUCUGUUAAUUCUCUAUCCAUCUCAAGUAAACUUAGUGCAUUUCAAUAACGAUCCAGUGAUGUAACAUGGACAUGGUAUACAUUACUAACCAGGCUGCGCUGAAAAGUUCUUGAUUGAUUUAUGUAUAAUUUUUAUUGUUUUUAGUCCACUUCCGCCAAUAUUGGCAUUUUACUUAGUAAAACGACAGGCAUGCGAGCAAAUAAAAUACCAUGUAAUGCGAUCCACUGAAAAAUAGUGCAAGAGUUUAUAUAUACGUAUCCAAUGUAAGAUUAAUGAGUGUAAUGAUAAUAAUAAGAUAGCAGUGGUCGGAAGAUACUGGGUGGGUUGUUAGAUUACGAGAUAUAUGGCACAGAGAUUACCCAGGGGCGUAGGAAAUCUGUAGAGAUAGCAUAAAUACAUUCAAAUAAUGCGUUGAUAUAUAUAUUGUUAGCUUGUGUUCGGAAGUCGCAGUUAGUGCACGUGUAUGUUGAACCGCACAGUGCAAAGCGAAUGAGUCUCUGAUUGGGAGGCAAAAAGGGGAGAGAGUGAGAUAGACUGACCAACUACGUAAUGAUUAUUAUAUAAAAAAUGAUUAAAAACCAUAUUUGUUUAUGAUGGCAAGAAACUCUGGUAUAUGAUGCAUAUUAUUCUCGUGCUUGCGCCUGAUCUCGCUAGAGAGGACGCAGCAGUGACCACAAUACAAUGCUUCGCGUCUGUUCCAAGCCACGGUAAUAAAACCUUCGAUAGAAGCGUUAGUAAAUUUGUGUAUCGGACUCUGUUGGGCUAGUGCAGUGCGGAAUGUAGUACACUACCAUAUUCACGGUCCUUCCUACCAUAUGCAUUAUAUGGUAAUUCACUAUCAUAUGCAGUCCGCAGGCACACCUGCGCAACAAAACUGAUGUGACCCACUCGACGCGUACGAAGGGACUUCCUCCCCAAACAGUACCUCCGUUCGUGUCUAGUAGCUUCUUUUGGAAACGAGUGAUCACUGGCAUGACAGAGGUAGCUGAACAUUUAUUGAAAUUCAGCUUUGCCAUCAUUGGAUUACGAGCGUAGUGACACACGGCAACACUGUGAGUUUUUAACAUGAGAUGGGUUUGGUUGUUCGGCAUGUGGAUUUUUCUGGAAGACAUCUUAGCGCAAUAACGUACAAAAAUCUACAGGCACAUAUUUUAGAAUCGUUGGUGCAGAUUACGCUUACAAGACACAUCUUUUAAAAUUUAAUUUGAAUAGAAUGAAUCUGGUUCAGGCCUCUUAGCAUGAACAUUGUAAAAUUGCUCAUUACCCUUGGCACUGUAGUGAAAACUUCCGUGGGGUUGAAGCUCUCUGCCAGUUAAUGUUCCAAGUUUAAAUGGCGAGCCUAGGUCAAAAACUGCCAAGUUAAAAAAGAAGGCUGCAGCAAAUUUUAUAGCAAUAGGCACACUGUUAGCCAGACCAGUUAUGCUAUGGGAUAGCUCUAUAAUGCAAUAUUAUUGACGUGAAACGAAUUUAGAUAAGUUAAGUGGAUGCUAGCACGAUCAGUACAAAUGAAAGCAAUAAUAGCAACGGAUUUGUAAUGUCCUACUAUAGAGUAAUGGAUACUAGAGCGCUGUGAUUUUUGAUAAUGUUUGCGCUCCUCUGGGUGAAUUUGUUUCAGUAUGUAUAUGUGCGCCUCUGUGGUUGUGUAAAUGAAGCGAGAUUAAUACCGCGUAGAGCGAAAGCGUACUCGCUUUAGGGUGCUUAAGCGGCUUGUGCGACCUCUGUGCGGAAAGAUUGUUACGCAUUACACAGUUAUACGCGUUACAGUUGUGGUUUAGGUUACCCUAUCGACCAGAUUGCCAUCUUGAAUAUAACUGACGAGUCAAAUAAAUUAAAGGCGACUGCUUACAGCGUU
Messenger RNA from Varroa destructor (honeybee mite), 4293 nucleotides. RefSeq names its product dual specificity mitogen-activated protein kinase kinase lic (gene lic). NCBI's taxonomy places the organism in Eukaryota, Metazoa, Arthropoda, Arachnida, Mesostigmata, Varroidae. The record is from RefSeq and is a predicted model, not a curated record. Gene Ontology annotation, biological process: protein phosphorylation; stress-activated MAPK cascade. Gene Ontology annotation, molecular function: ATP binding; MAP kinase kinase activity.